Molecule: messenger RNA, 2304 nt
Organism: Athalia rosae (coleseed sawfly)
Lineage: Eukaryota; Metazoa; Arthropoda; Insecta; Hymenoptera; Athaliidae
Product: arginine kinase-like
Exons: 3
Coding region: 173-1288 (371 amino acids)
Biological process (GO): phosphocreatine biosynthetic process
Molecular function (GO): creatine kinase activity
Source: RefSeq, a predicted model, not a curated record
CCGCCGACGUUUCGUCGUCCUCGUAAAUUCCGAGGAAAAAAAAUCCAAAAUUCACACGUCAAAUGGAGUGAAAUUUUCCGAACGAACGGUAGUCGCCGAGUCGAUGAUACGUCGUAUCGGAUUCACCGCUAUUCGGAUUCGAUAAGACAGAGAAAUAAAAAUAAUAAGAAAAAUGUGCGACAAACGGUUGUGCUCGUGUCGAAAAAAAUCGGCGGCAAUGGCCGUCGAUCCGGCAACCCUCGAGAAAUUGGAGGAGGGUUACGAUUUGCUAAGUACGAGCAACAGCCCGUCGCUUCUAAAGAAAUACCUGACGCGCGAAAUCUUUGAUCAGCUUAAGAAAAGAAAAACAAGUUACGGAUCGACCCUCCUGCACGUAAUUCAGUCCGGACUUAAGAAUUUGGAUUCCGGAGUCGGAAUCUACGCGCCUGAUCCCGAGGCCUAUACUUUGUUCGCCGAAUUGUUCGAUCCAAUAAUCGAAGAUUAUCACGGAGGCUUCACUUCCAAGGACAUUCAUCCCCUGCCGGACUGGGGGAGUCCCGCUGACAUGGGAAACUUGGAUCCUUCGGGAGAGUACGUCAUAUCGACCAGGGUGCGCACCGGGCGAUCACUCGCCGACUUUCCUUUCAACCCCAGUAUGACCGAGAGCCAGUACGAAGAGAUUCAGACACAGGUAGUGGAAGCGUUCGGCAAAUUGGAGGGGGAGUUGAAGGGACAGUAUUAUCCGUUGACGGGGAUGCAGAAGGAUGUACAGAAAAAGCUGAUCGACGAUCAUUUCCUCUUCAAGGAAGGCGAUCGAUUCCUUCAGGCGGCCGAAGCCUGUAAAUACUGGCCAACGGGUAGAGGGAUAUACUUGAACGACGCGAAGACGUUCUUAGUCUGGUGUAACGAGGAGGAUCAUCUUCGCAUAAUAUCGAUGCAAGAGGGUGGAGAUUUGGGCGAGGUCUACGAGCGACUGGUUAGGGCUGUCACGUCGCUGGAGCGAAAAUUGACGUUCAGUAGAAACGAGAGAAUCGGCUACCUUAAUUUUUGCCCAACGAAUCUCGGUAACGCCGUGCGCGCCUCGGUGCACGCGAAGCUGCCAAAAUUGUCGGCGAAUUUGAAAAAGUUCGAGGAAAUCGCGGGGAUGUACAACCUCCAAGUCAGAGGUACCAGAGGCGAACACGAAGAGGGAGAAGGCGGAGUUUUUGAUAUAAGCAACAAGCGGAGGAUGGGAUUGACGGAGUACGAAGCUUUGAUAGAAAUGAGGAACGGCGUCCUGGAAAUGAUCAGACUCGAGAAAGAAAGCUGAUCUUAUACGGGAUAUCGCACGGCGCACUCAUCUCCAGGGAUUUCAUAUUCCAGACCUGCCGCUAAUAUAUAUCGACCGUAUAUUAUUCCUACUCACGCUCCUCUCUCAUGAAUCAAGACGAAGAACGCCUUCUCCGAACUUCUUUCUUCAUUUCUUCAUUUGUCGCGUGGGGGGGGGAGGUUCAACGAUCGUCCGAUGAUCUUUAAGAGCCGCCAAAAUUACUCGGCAAAAAAAAUUGAGCAAAAAUUGAAAUCAAAAAAAGUCGUACACUCCAUGGCAUUCGGUGAACGUUAGCGCACGUCGCUCGCUAUUCUAAUACUCAACUUCUGAAAUGUGCACGAUAUUUAAUCAUGUAAAUGUCGCUCAAUUCUUGAAACCUCAACGGAAUCGGUUCGUUCCGAAGGAAUAACCCCGUACGGUGACGUACAAUGACAAAAGUAUCGAAAUACUCGAGAACGUUCUCGUGUACCGAAUUACCUAUAGCAACGAGUAAAACGAUUUUCUUGAAUAGAGACUUGAUAUAAUUGACUGUAGCAAGCUGGGACGUUGUUCGUUCCCAACUUUGAAUGUAAUUUCCGAAGCGGGGUUUUCAACGACGUGUCUACGCGGAGUAAUGAUAAAUUUAAGUAGCGCGGGUUUCUUAUACACGUAGUGGAAAAGAAGGAAAGAAAAAAAGAAAAAACAGAAAAAAAUGGAAAAAAAUGGAAAAAAAUGGAUUCGUUUGAGGGAACGAUAUUACCGGUUGGUGUUCGUUCAUUUUUCUUAGUGAUAUUUCAAAGUUUAGUUCGAAAAAUAAAAGAGGGAAUGGAAAAAUAAAAAAAAAAAAAAAAGGUCGCCCUGCAGUCGACGUCCCGGAUAUAAAAGUAAAACUUUACUUGUCAAAUAAGGUUCUCAUAUACGAAGUUAUCGGUGUUUUAGAGUCAUGAUAAUUGGCAAGAAUUGUCGGAGUAGUAUUUAACCAUUUCCAUGGGAAUUUUUUUUUUACUCCCUCCCUCCCUCCCUUUUCUUUUCUUUUU